AUUGCAAGCAACGAUUCAUCUCAUACCUCAAGACUGUGGUCGAACCAGAGCAACUAGUCACAUAAGGCGACAACACACGCAGCUUCACGUACUCAGCGUCUCAUACAACCCCAGUGGCACAGCUAAGCAAGCACCUAGAGCUCCUGUUCAGCUCCAGCCCACCCCUUCACAACGCGGAUAUCAACCUCACUCUGGAGGUUCAUACCCGUAUCUCAACCUCGCAUAUACAAUCAGGGCCGUGUAAUCUCCCACUUGUAUCGCAACAUGGCAGACUCAACAGCCACAUCAUCUACCUCCGCACCUAACCCGGCCGUCAAUGCUCGCUAUGCGCUCCCGGAGCUGCCUAAAGUCGCUGGAGUUGACUUGGAACGUCAACCCAUGGAUGCUUUCAGGCUCGCAGUGGCGAAAGUGGUCGGCGAAGCCUGGGAUAUGGAUCCGGCGAAGAUCUUUCCCGCCGUGGAUGUCGGCAAAAAGGACGCAGACUUGACUGUCGCCAUUCCUCGAUUCCACAAAGGAGGCAAGCCUGAUGAAUGGGCGAAGAAGGUCGUCGACCUCUUCAAACCUUCCAAUGCUCUCUCCGCCCUCAACACGAAGGGUCCUUUUCUCCUUUUCACUCUCAACAAAACUGGAUUCACCUACCACAUGCUGCGUACCAUCAGUCACAUGGCCCGGGACGCUCGCGAAAACCCCACGUCCCAUUCUUUCGCCUUUGGCACAACCGAUGAGAGCAAGGGCAAGCACAUGCUGAUCGACUUCUCCUCACCAAACAUUGCCAAACCUUUCCAUGCUGGACAUUUGCGAAGUACAAUCAUCGGUGCUGUCGUUGCGAAUCUGCAUGAGGCGAUGGGAUGGAAGGUGACUCGAUUGAACUAUCUCGGAGAUUGGGGCACGCAAUAUGGUCUCUUGUCAGUCGGAUUCGAUAAAUACGGAAGUGAAGAAGAGCUGGUCAAGGACCCAAUCAUGCACCUUUUCCACGUCUACGUCAAGAUCAACAAUGAGAACAAGGAUGAGAUUGAGCGUUUCAACAAGGGAGAAGUGACUGAUGGAGACAACACAAUUCAUGCUCAGGCCAAGCGAGUAUUCAAAGCCAUGGAGGAUGGUGAUCCCAAGGCCAUCGCUCAAUGGGCCCGAUUCCGUGACUUGUCCAUCGAAAAGCUCAAAGAGACGUAUGAGCGACUCAACAUUCAUUUCGAUGUCUUUUGGGGAGAAAGUAAGGUCGACCCGGAAUCAAUGCAGCGCGCCAUCAGGAUAUGUGAAGAGAAGAAGCUCACAUGUGAUGACCGAGGAGCUCUUUUGGUCGACUUGACCAAGUGGAAGAUGGACCGAGCCAUCAUCCGUAAAGGAGACGGUACGACCAUCUACUUGACCCGUGAUCUGGGUGGAGCACAUGACAAGUUCAAGAUUUGGCCAUUCGACAAGCAUAUCAUCGUUGUGCAAGCUGCUCAGGCUUUGCAUUUCCGCCAACUGUUCAAGACCUUGGAGUUGAUGGAAGAACCCAUGGCAGGGAAGAUCGAACACAUCAGCUUUGGAUUGGUCAAGGGCAUGUCCACUCGUAAAGGAACAGUUGUCUUCCUGAGCGAUAUCCUAGACGAGGCUACGGAACAGAUGCACGAGCAAAUGAGGAGCAACGAUGUCAAAUACUCACAGAUUGAGGAUCCAGAGACUACAAGUAGGAUCAUCGGAGAGACAGCCGUUAAGAUUCAGGACAUGUCAGGGAAGAGGGUCAACGAUUACGACUUCAACAUGAAACGAUGUACCUCCUUUGAAGGCGACUUUGGGCCUUUCAUCCAAUACUCUCACGUCCGACUGUGUUCGGUUCAACGAAAGAACCCAAACGUUCCAGUGGCCUCCUCAGUGGAAGACAUUGAUCUCAGCGUCUUGGACGAACCGAAAAUCCACGAUAUGAUAUAUCAUCUCUCCUUGUACCCUACCGCCGUUCGUAAUGCCUAUGUCCAAUCGGAACCUUCUCAACUCGUCAACUGGUGCUUCCGAUUAGGUCACUUGGUCGGCUCGGCUUGGGAAACCGUCAAGGUCUCAGGUGCACCCGAGGAAGAGGCGAAAGCAAGGUUGUUCAUGUACAUUCAAGUCAGGGAAGUCUUGGCUUCUGCCAUGCGACUUCUGAGUUUGACACCCAUUGAGCGCAUGUGAGGUAGACCCCAGCUUGCUGGGCAUUUCUCCGCAUUUUGUACGAGUACGCACGUUUAGAUGACCCAUGCAUGGUCUGUCAUGGGA
Molecule: messenger RNA, 2232 nt
Organism: Kockovaella imperatae
Lineage: Eukaryota; Fungi; Basidiomycota; Tremellomycetes; Tremellales; Cuniculitremaceae
Product: arginine-tRNA ligase
Exons: 9
Coding region: 265-2148 (627 amino acids)
Biological process (GO): mitochondrial translation; arginyl-tRNA aminoacylation
Cellular component (GO): mitochondrion; cytoplasm
Molecular function (GO): arginine-tRNA ligase activity; ATP binding
Source: RefSeq, a predicted model, not a curated record